AUGAGUCCGCCUUGGCAACUUUUGAUUAUCCUUGUAUUGGCUGAUUAUUCACAUAGAAAGGCUUUUGCAAAACGGAGAAAAUGCCCAGGUUCCCUGUCGGAAGACAAAAUAAUUGCAGAACUCUUUAGAAAUUAUACAAAAAAAUUGCCGGAAAGUGAUGAACAAGAUGAAAGUGUACAUGUUCAAAUUGAGGUCUGUUCGAUUUAA
This is a messenger RNA of Meloidogyne enterolobii, 207 nucleotides long. The record is from the annotation of a GenBank genome assembly. Lineage: Eukaryota; Metazoa; Nematoda; Chromadorea; Rhabditida; Meloidogynidae.